AUGGCACAGAUUAGCUGGGGAAAGGUUGGGACGACCGUGAAGGAGAAGCUGCUCACGCACUUCCUGCCUCUAGGCCUCCUCCUCGCUCUGCUCAUAGGCCUGACCUGGCCCUUCCCGGGCAAAGAACUCAACCAGCUCAAGAGCGGAGACUACAAAAUCAUCUCCACCAUCAAUGUCGUCCUCAUCUUCUUCCUCCAGGGCCUGUCUCUGCGCACCGACGAGGUCAAGCAGGCCAUCCGCGCGUGGAAGGCCAUGUCGUGGGGCAUCUUCUCCAUCAUCGCCGUGACGGCGCUGACGGGCUUCGUGCUCUUCGAGCUCCCCGUCACGCCCAUCGAGUUCCGCAUCGGCCUCGCCGUCUUCUGCGUCGUCCCCACCACGCUCACCUCCGGCGUGACGCUUGUGAACCAGGCGAAGGGCAACGGCGCGCUCGCGCUCAUGCUGACCGUGGUGACCAACCUGCUGGGCAUCGUCACGUCGCCGUGGUGGCUCAAGGCCAUCAUCCGCGGCAGCAACAGCUCCGUCGACGCCGUCGACCUCCUCCUCAAACUCCUCCUCACCAUCCUCCUGCCCGUGACCGUCGGCAAGGCCCUGCGCGAACUCAUCAAACCCAUCCAGGCCUUCGUCAAGAAGCACAAGCGCGCGAUAUCGCUGACCACGAACGGGCUGCUGAUCAUGAUUGUGUGGAUGUCCAUCUCCGGGAGCGCGUCGACGAUCAAGUCCGUCGCGUUCGGGAAGAUCGCGCUCAUCAUCGCCAUCGAGGUCAUCGUGCACGGCUACUACCUCGCCAUGAACUUCGGCGCCUGCAAGGUGCUCCGGCUCAACAAGCAGGAGCUGCGCUGCGUGCUCCUCCUCGCGUCCCAGAAGACGCUCCCCGUGGCCAUCACCGUCAUCAGCUACCUGGGCGACGCCGGCGACACAGGCCUCAUGGCGUUGCCGUGCAUCGUCGGGCACCUGUCGCAGCUGCUGAUCGACUCGGGCAUCGUCACGUGGUGGCUCAUCCAGGACAAGAAGGCCGGCGCCGCGGAGGACGAGGAGGAGGAGCUGCCGAUGACUCCCAAGGAGGGAACCUCUCAGAUGGAAAAAGGCGACAUCGAGAUGAGUCAGGGCUCGAAGACCCAGUCUCAGUCCAACGGGAUGUACUCGGACGACGCGAACGGGAAGCAGACGACGGUGGACGACCUGGAGCACCGGACGCAGACCGAGCACCUGCACCAGACCUGA
This is a messenger RNA of Pedinophyceae sp. YPF-701, 1221 nucleotides long. NCBI's taxonomy places the organism in Eukaryota, Viridiplantae, Chlorophyta, Pedinophyceae. The record is from the annotation of a GenBank genome assembly.